AUGGUAAGUGACCUAUUUGAUGCUACAAGCGGCGCUGGUAGCGGUCCUGGUGGUGGCGACGCGCGGCGUGGUGGUGACGUCACACCGCACGCGCAGCCCCAGCGUCGGCUCAUCAAAGUCGACUUUGACAAUCUUGAGGAUGAUGAAGACGAAGAUGACACAGAAACUUGUACGAGCCCAGAAGUAUGCGCGCCCCAACCUUUCCCAAGACAUAUGGCACCUCAGCAACAGACUCCUAAACCUUGGAAAAGAACCGCCUCCGAAGAGCCGCCGAGGGCACCGCCGCGCACGCGCAUCUCACACGACGAGUACCAUCAGUUCUGCGACCAGACCCUCGAAUCAUACGACCUGGCGACUCAGUGUCCGUCGCGACGGGCGUCCAUGAGACGCCACACUGUUACGCACACUGUCUGCCCACCCACCGAUGGAGCCCAUUCAUUGCCACAUUCGAGGCCAGGUUCCCGAGCGUCAUGCGCCGGCGCCGCAUCUCUUGCCAGCAGUGACGCCGAUGGACCUCUCAACGAGCUGUCCUGGUCUCGUUCCUCGCUCCAAGAUGAGCUCAUCAAGUCGGUUAGUGGCAGUCCCACUAAUAGCUCGCAUAAACAGUGGCAAGAUGCCAUUAUGUCUGACGACCGAUUGUCUUUGACCCUAGAAGAGAUUGUCCACAUCAGGUCUGUACUGACGAAGGCUGAACUAGAAGUACUGCCAGUCGAAGGCAGGGUCAAAGAAGACGUUGAGAAGAGAAGGGUAUGCUUUUUAUGUUUGAAAACAAGAUUCGGCAUUUUUGGUCCCUGGGGCCAGAAAUGCAAACUGUGUAAAAAGACUGUCUGUCAAAAGUGCUGUUCAAAGAUGAGAAUACCAACGGAACACUUCGCACACGUGCCCGUGGUGCUGCUGAGCCCAUCACUGCUGCCAUCACCCGAGGACGAGGCGCAGUCGUCCUUCCCCAGGAGUCUCAUGUCGAGGCUCGUCUCUCCUGAUUACUCGAGUAUGGUGGAGAACAGCGUGGGCAGUGCCCCGAGCAGCCCUGCGCGGGCGCGGCGCUGCGGCGGCGCGGCGGCGUCGGCGCCACACUCGCGCGGCGGCUCGGCGCUCGGCUUCAGCGACGCGCUGGCCGUGCCCGCGCGGGCCAGCGCCAUGUCGCGCAGCGUCGAAGGGCCACAGGCCAUGUCGCUCGUCAACACGCCCCCCUCCACCUUGGACCGCAGAGCGAGGUACGGUCGCAGCACGACCGGCGUGACCGCGGCGGAACGUCUGCGGGGCGUGCAGAUGGCGGUGUGCCACGACUGCAAGGCCAUGGUGCUGCAGAUCAUCAAGUCGUCGCGGGCCUCGCGCUCGGCGUCGCGCGACCGCGCGCUGCGCCACCUCACGCUGGACCUGGCGCCCGUCUACACGGCCGACUGCUAG
Arctia plantaginis is the source of this 1407-nucleotide messenger RNA. The record is from the annotation of a GenBank genome assembly. Lineage: Eukaryota; Metazoa; Arthropoda; Insecta; Lepidoptera; Erebidae.